Messenger RNA from Suricata suricatta (meerkat), 1807 nucleotides. It is a transcript of the gene KCNRG, whose product is annotated as potassium channel regulator. Gene Ontology annotation, cellular component: endoplasmic reticulum. The record is from RefSeq and is a predicted model, not a curated record. Gene Ontology annotation, biological process: protein homooligomerization; negative regulation of delayed rectifier potassium channel activity. The coding region runs from base 320 to 1141 and encodes 273 amino acids. The transcript has 2 exons. NCBI's taxonomy places the organism in Eukaryota, Metazoa, Chordata, Mammalia, Carnivora, Herpestidae.
AUGCAAUACAUGAUCUAUUUGACAUCUAUCCUUAGAAAUACUGGUUGUUUUUCUUAAACAAUCCAGUUCUUCAACUGUUACUUUUCCGUUUUGUAUACUGCAAGUUCCCAAGCAACUCACAUUUGCAAACACAGCUAUGGAUACACUAUUUGCUUUACAGUAGUUACCUGGGAAUCUAGGUCUGUGUUUUUUAUUAUUUUCCCCUCCCCUCCAUUUCUUAAUCAUAUAUAACUAGCAACAUUUAUGGUUGGAAGUUGAUUUACAAGUUCUUAAGUCUGUGGCUGAUGGUUUGUAGCCUCUAGUUUGAAGCAAGAGAAGAAUGAGCAGUCAGGAACUGGUCACUUUGAAUGUGGGAGGGAAGAUAUUCACAACAAGAUUUUCUACCAUAAAGCAGUUUCCUGCCUCUAGGUUGACACGAAUCAUAGAUGGAAGAGACCAAGAAUUCAAGAUGGUUGGUGGCCAGAUUUUUGUGGACCGAGAUGGUGUUUUAUUUAGUUUUAUCUUAGAUUUUUUGAGAACUCACCAGCUUUUAUUACCCACUGACUUUGCAGACUAUCUCAGGCUUCAGAGAGAAGCUCUUUUCUAUGAACUGGAUCCUCUGAUUGAGCUCUUAAACCAAGAACACUUGCUACAGCCAAGACCUGCUUUUUUGGAGGUGCAUUUCCUAAACCGACACACUCAAGCUCUUUUCAGGGUAUUUGGCUCUUGCAGCAAAACAAUUGAGAUGCUAACUGGGAGAAUUACAGUGUUUAUAGAGCAACCUUCAGCGCUGACCUGGAGUAGUAACGCUUUCCCUCCUCAGAUGACCUUACUUCCACUGCCUCCGCAAAGACCUUCUUACCACGACCUGGUUUUCCAGUGUGGCUCUGACAGCACUACUGAUAACCAAACUGGAGUCAGGUAUGUUUCUAUAAAACCCGAUAACCGAAAAUUGGCCAAUGGAACUAAUGUCCUCGGUUUACUAAUCGACACUAUAUUAAUGGAAGGCUUUCAUCUAGUCAGUGCUAGAACAUUAUCUUCUGAAGACAAAACUGAAUGCUAUAGCUUUGAAAGAAUAAAAAGGCCUGAAGCUUUCAUCAUGAACAAAACACUGAAACCAGAAACUACCAUCAUGUCAGAGCAAUCUCAGAAAAAAAAGUGAGGUUCUCUAUUCUCGUUUAGAGUAAAGAGAAAUUGCCAUUUUCUUGUUUGGAAAUUCUGUAUGUUAGUCAAAAUGUACUCAGCUUAACUUGUGGCCAUGUCUCCUAGCAUGCCAUCUGUGGCAACCACACCUCAGCAGUGUUUAAGCCAUAUGAACUGCUUGCUGCUCUAUAAAUAACACCAUGCACUUGGUCCUUUGGCACAUGUUCCUUCUACCUUCAAUGCCUCUUUCCAUUUCUUUUCUUCAUGAAGACUUAUACAGCUUGCAAGAAUGGGCUGUGGAAUCAGACUGCUUGAUUUCUAAUCCCAAGUCAAUCAAUUACUAGCUAUAUGACUUGGCCAAGUCAUUUAAGCUCUCUAUGCAUCAACCUCUUCAUCUAUCACAUGGGGAUAAUAUAUCUCCCUUGUAGGAUAUGUGAAAAUAAAAAGAGAUAAUGUACUCAACACAUCUCCUGGUACAUGGUAGGCACCAAGUAACUGUUGGUGAUGGUGAUUGUGAAGAAGAAGGAGAAGAAGAAGAAGAAGAAAAGGUGGUGAUUGGUGGCCCACUUUCAAUGGUACUUCUUCUUUGCAGCCUUGUUCUCCUCCUUUCCCAGGCAUAUUAAUCAGCCCUUUCCUCUGUACAGGCUUAUAUGCCAUCAAUAAAAACAAAUGUUUUUCACUUGAA